Messenger RNA from Acanthochromis polyacanthus (spiny chromis), 1654 nucleotides. RefSeq names its product cyclin-dependent kinase 2 associated protein 2 (gene cdk2ap2). Bases 190 to 525 code for a protein of 111 amino acids. The record is from RefSeq and is a predicted model, not a curated record. Gene Ontology annotation, biological process: regulation of microtubule cytoskeleton organization; negative regulation of G1/S transition of mitotic cell cycle. The transcript has 5 exons. NCBI's taxonomy places the organism in Eukaryota, Metazoa, Chordata, Actinopteri, Pomacentridae. Gene Ontology annotation, cellular component: nucleus; cytoplasm; microtubule.
ACUACACUAUGCGUCUCUACUGCGCAGACUCACGCACCGAGGAAGAGACAGGGCUCACGUCCCGUAAAAGAUUUCACAUCUCCUUAAAAAGCUCUUAGGAGCUCAUCAUCACCAGUAAAGCUGUAUAAGCAUCGGGUUGACGGGAUUGAAGGAAGUGGCGCGUCGUACGGGGAGCUGCCUGAAAUCGCCAUGAGUUACAAACCGAUUGCUCCUGCGCCGUCUGGCUCCAACCACACUCCACCAGGCUCUUCUGUGCCCUCCCCAUCUCUCCCCUCAUCGUCCAGCUUUAGGCCAGCAUUCAGCGACUUCGGCCCACCCUCCAUGGGCUUUGUUCAGCCUGUCAAAGUGUCCCAAGGGUCCACCUACAGUGAACUGCUGUCCGUCAUCGAGGAGAUGAGCCGUGAGAUCAGGCCUACGUACGCUGGGAGCAAGAGUGCUAUGGAGAGGCUAAAGAGAGGUAUAAUCCAUGCCCGUGCACUGGUCAGGGAGUGUCUUGCAGAGACGGAGAGAAGCGCCCGUACAUAACCUUUUGGGACAAAUCCCUUCACCUGCCACUCUUUCCCCGUAGAAGACCGUCUUCAUCACGAUCCACACUAUCGGGCUUUGCAAAAGUUCUGUUACUCGGUUUCAUGAUCUUUAGAGACGUUUACAUGUCGGAGUGAAAAAUUCCAUUAAACAAACUGAAAGUUCUACCUUACAGGUGUCAUUAAUACAAAUUUGUUCUCCGGUAAAGUUGUAUCAAGAUGGAAGUCAAAAGAGUUGAGAUAUCUGCUCUCAAGAAUGGUGAAGACCUGAAAGAUCUUUACCAUUCUUGAGCCUCUCCGCGACUCUGAGGACGGUCAUCCGGCUGAUGUUCAGCUGCUUGGCUAUGUCAGACUUGUUGUGGCCAGCAUGAAGGAGAGCAGAUAUCUCAACUCUUGACUUCCAUCUUGAUACAACUUCACUGGAGAACAAAUUUGUAUUAAGGACACCUGCCUAUAAGGUAGAACUUUCAGUUUGUUUAAUGGAAUUUUUCACUCCGACAUGUAAACGUCUCAAGAUCAUGAAACCGAGUGUAACAGAACUUAUGCCAAGCCUGGUAUAUGCUUUACAACCAUUUGUUAUCCUCCCACCUGGUGGUUUCUUUGCUGCCGUUUUGUAGGUGCAUUAUGUCCCUCUUGUGUCCGCUGUUCUCUGUAUUUCACCCCGCCCAUUUUGUUAAUGACGAAAAUUUUUGCGACUUGUGCGGUGUGUGUGCAAAAUGAAGUUUUUUACCUAUUUUAAAGAAGACAGUGGGGAAUUUCCGCACAUUUUUAAGUGAAAAUAUGGGUAAAAACCUUAGUAAAAUGGUGGGGAUUGUUUAUAUUAUUAUUCUUUGUUCAAUAAUGACAAUUGACCAAGAAAGUUGGCUUUUUUAAAAUGAUGAAAUUUGUGCCCAAACUGCACUGAUCCUCCAGUAUAUUUUUUAGUUAAUCUGAACAUCUUGAAUAGACACCUUUUCCAUUCACCCUUGCUUUGUUUUCAUCCUAUUUUAUAGUGUAAACACACAUUAGAUGUUUGUCAUUCCCAAGAACUCUGUACAUCUCAAGUCAGUUUGUUAGUAUGGAAAUUUUGUAAACCAGAUUUUUGCAGUUCAGUAUGUAUAUCUUAAAUAAAUAACAGGGAAAAAAAAACA